This is a messenger RNA of Aspergillus viridinutans, 333 nucleotides long. RefSeq names its product putative ubiquitin conjugating enzyme (UbcD). Gene Ontology annotation, cellular component: nucleus. The record is from RefSeq and is a predicted model, not a curated record. The transcript has 3 exons. The coding region runs from base 1 to 333 and encodes 110 amino acids. Lineage: Eukaryota; Fungi; Ascomycota; Eurotiomycetes; Eurotiales; Aspergillaceae. Gene Ontology annotation, biological process: ubiquitin-dependent protein catabolic process; protein polyubiquitination. Gene Ontology annotation, molecular function: ubiquitin conjugating enzyme activity.
AUGGGUCCUGGUGACUCGCCAUACUCGGGAGGCGUCUUCUUCCUGACAAUCCACUUCCCUACCGAUUAUCCAUUCAAGCCACCCAAGGUCAACUUCACCACUCGUAUCUACCACCCCAACAUCAACUCGAAUGGCAGUAUCUGUCUUGACAUUCUGCGAGACCAGUGGAGCCCCGCUCUUACAAUCUCUAAAGUGCUGCUUUCGAUCUGCUCAAUGCUCACAGACCCUAACCCGGACGACCCGUUGGUGCCUGAGAUCGCUCACGUCUACAAGACCGACCGCCCUCGGUACGAAGCGACAGCCCGCGAAUGGACACGCAAAUACGCUAUUUGA